GUGGGUUCAGAUAAAUAACUAAAUGUUCUGCCACUCCAACCUCCCCUCAAGCUAUUUCAGCUAUUUCACCCGCAGACACGGGAUCAAUCUAGAUAGUCCGCGAGAAAAGGGACACACGAUGGCUAUGGCUUCGCAAAUUAAUGAUCGCGUCGUAUGGCUAUGUUUAGGCGUCACUCUAUUUUUUGCUGUGCGCGGAAUCGCCGCUGAGCUACAUCGCAUACGGGAGCUCACUACAAUCAGAAACGGAGACAAGGAUGAUCAGGUAAUUGGUGAGGGGACGGAAGAUGCUCUCAAACUAGAAACUCUACAAAAGCUAUCAGAAAGCACGAGCUUCGAUCUUCGAGCAGCGGCAUUGCGGAUCAUCUCCGAAAGAUCAACGAAAGGAUCUACGCGAGAUCUACUUCUUGAAGACCUGUCAAGCAAGGAUCCGGCUCUCCGAAACAAGGCUUUGAAUGCUCUCUAUUUCCUAGUCUCUAAUCGAGCAUUGUCCCGUUCUGCCGUUACCAACCGACUAAAAGACCUCCCUACCUACACUGCCCUCGUCGACUGCCUCUGCAACGUUCUCGCCGAACACAAAGAAGAAAACAUUAAAACAGUCUCACCCAUCCUUCCCAGAACCCGACCGCAAGGCGAAAAGAAGGCUCUAACCACUCUCGACAUAAUUCUCAGAGAAAACAUCCCUGCUGCACUGGAGGCCGGCGUGAUCAGUCGGUGGCUUUCUAAAUACCCGUUCCCUUGCAGCACGCAUGAUGAAUCCAAACGAGUAGACGUGGUUGUUUUAACCAAAACUUGGUAUACAGAUGACUCCGUCAUGAGCUCCAUCAUCAGCACCCUCUCCUCCCACCCGGAGGGAGUCAGCCAAUUACGGAAAUAUGGGCUGAUGGGAAGUAGAAUGGAGGAGCACACUCGCAAUAUAUAUGACAAUGAAAUUGGGGGAGACUAUAACGGCGACGGAGACGACGAUGAUGAAACUGACGGUGAUAGCGAUGUCUGGAUGGUUGGCGGGGAGGAAACUGCAGGUUUACCACUGUGGGCUGGCGGAAGGAGACGGCAGGAAGGCACUGCGGAAGAGCAAGCACUGCGUCGACGGCGGAGGGAAGCCAUGGUUUUCAGCGAGGGUGGACGACCCCUGGGGAGAGAUAAUAUUAUCCAUCCUGUUCGGAACAGGGAGGAUGAGGAGCUGGAUGCGGAGCUAGCACAGUUGGCAGAUGAAGUUGACCGGGAGCUCCGUGAAGAAGAGUUAGAAGUUGAGAGACAGGAGCGGCCACGGCGCUCAUGGUCUAUGUGGCCAUUUUCGUGAAACAGGAUCGCGCUAUGUUACGGGUACAAAAGGCGAAAAGGGAUUUUAUGUUGACCGGCGUUUUUGGAGAAUUGGUGUACAAAUACUCUAUUAUUUUUUAGUUAUGGUGCUGCUGUAAUAAUGGGACAGAGCUGUUAUGGCACUGGACGAGAACUAUGAUACCCCUAUAUCUUUCCUUUUCGUUCCGAAAAGUAGUUAUCUAUUGACACCCAUGGUUUCUUAUGGAUGCAUUGUGUACAUCGUCGCUAGACACCUAUAAUAUUACAAACCCAUCCACGUUGACUUCGCCAAAUGAUCAAUCUUCUUCUUGCUAUGCUUGACCAUUCCCAUCAUUUUCAAUUCUGAUAGAGCGCGGUAGAAUACAGCCAACGUCUGUCGCUCAUCUGGUUCCUCUCCAUCAUCACCGCCCGCCAUUGUAUAAUAGGCACGCCACAGGUCAUAUACAUUGACCAGGGAACCUGUUUCCGAAUAGAGAUUAUAAAGAAUCGAG
Molecule: messenger RNA, 1790 nt
Organism: Blastomyces dermatitidis ER-3
Lineage: Eukaryota; Fungi; Ascomycota; Eurotiomycetes; Onygenales; Ajellomycetaceae
Exons: 5
Coding region: 23-1300 (425 amino acids)
Source: RefSeq, a predicted model, not a curated record